Messenger RNA from Salvelinus namaycush (lake trout), 5122 nucleotides. RefSeq names its product cysteine/serine-rich nuclear protein 1-like. Gene Ontology annotation, biological process: regulation of transcription by RNA polymerase II. The coding region runs from base 188 to 2233 and encodes 681 amino acids. NCBI's taxonomy places the organism in Eukaryota, Metazoa, Chordata, Actinopteri, Salmoniformes, Salmonidae. The record is from RefSeq and is a predicted model, not a curated record. The transcript is spliced from 5 exons. Gene Ontology annotation, cellular component: nucleus. Gene Ontology annotation, molecular function: sequence-specific DNA binding; DNA-binding transcription factor activity, RNA polymerase II-specific.
GGCUGCGUAGUGGAGCAGUCUGCCACAGACAAGGGGAAGAAAGACCGUGGCUGGUACGGACGGUGCUGUCUGGCUACAAUAGAAACAAAAGCGAGCGGUCUGUUCGAGCAUAAAGCGCAACGGUGUCUCUUGGAUUAUACAUCGUUACUCUAAUGGUGAUCUGAUACCUGGGUUAUUGAUCAGGUCCAUGCUAGCUAGAGCCAUGAGCGGUCUACUGAAGAGGAAGUUUGAGGAGGUCUAUGAUGAGGACCAGUGCUACUCCUCUUCCUCCUCCCCGUCCUCCUCAGCCUACUCCGGGUGGGACUCGGAGGGCGAGAGCUGCUACUCAGACACCCUUGACUCAACACCCAGCAACCCUGGCUCUCCAGACACACAUUGCAACACCAAGUCCAUCCCGAAGAAGGCUAAGCGUGAACGGCUAGGGCGGGGCAACGUGACCUUUGACACGGUGACAGUGUUUCUCUUCCCGCGGUGCCAGGGCUUCAGCAGCGUGCCCAGUAGAGGGGGCUGUUCCCUGGGCAUGAUGCAGCGCCACAGCGCCCUCCGCAGGUACACCAUGGAAGAGUACGCUGUGGAGCAACACAUCCUUCGUCGGGAGAAACUCCUCAACCGCCUCCGAGAGGAGAAACUAGACGCUCUGAAACAGAAACUGACUAAGGGAGGCACAGUGGAGUCAGAGGAGGCUGACCGCCUCACCAUCGAAGACAUCCCUGAGGACGAGAUGGACAUUAGCAGCUGUAACCUAGACGACGACUCCUUCCUCCACCCCUACCCCUCCAAGAGGAGACAAGCCCUGCUGAAGGCUGCGGGGGUGAAGAUCGAUAAGGAGGAGAAGAGGAAGCUCCAGCAGCUGAGAGUGUCCAGGGAGGACUGUGGCUGUGACUGUCAGGGCUUCUGUGAGCCAGAGACCUGCGCCUGCAGCCUGGCAGGCAUCAAGUGUCAGAUGGACCACUCGUCAUUUCCCUGCGGCUGCACUAAGGAUGGCUGCUGUAACCGGGAAGGGCGUAUAGAGUUCAACUCCAGCCGGGUUCAGACCCACUACAUCCACACCAUCAUGAAGCUAGAGCUGGAGAAGAGACUGGAGGAGACGUCUGGACCAGAGGAAGAGACCGCCCCAGCCCACAACCCCCUGUCCGACCUCCCCUCCAUCCCAGAUGGCCCCUCCUUCUACUUCAGCUCAGAGCUGGCGGCGGUCGGGGAGAACAGCUGUAGCAGCGACAUGACAGACUCCUCUGUCUCCUCGGGGGGGAGUGAGGACUCAGAGGAAGGGGCGGGUUUAGGCCGGGAGGACGAUGUGGAUGAAAACGGACAGCGCCGCGUACUCAGCGACAACGACUAUAACGUAAAUCACUACGUUGUUAAUGACAACCGCUGUUGCCCCAAGCAAUGGCUACAGCAGCAGAAGCAGGCGUCGUCCAUGACGUCAACAGCCUGGAUGUUGGCAGGGUUUAGCACGGCAGACUUCCCAGAGGAGAAUGACAAUCUAGAGGUGCACACAGACAACCGGGCCAUGGCCAUAUCACAACUGUUAGAUGAUAACGCUAACCAAGGCAACGGUCUGUUCCACCACCACAGCAGCUGCAGUAUCUCUAACCCCCCAUCCCCCUCCGUAGACUUCCCCAACGCCCAAUCCCCCUCCGUAGACUUCCCCAACGCCCAAUCCCCCUCCGUAGACUUCCCCAACGCCCAAUCCCCCUCCGUAGACUUCCCCAACGCCCAAUCCCCCUCCGUAGACUUCCCCAACGCCCAAUCCCCCUCCGUAGACUUCCCCAACGCCCAAUCCCCCUCCGUAGACUUCCCCAACGCCCAAUCCCCCUCCGUAGACUUCCCCAACGCCCAAUCCCCCUCCGUAGACUUCCCCAACGCCCCAUCCCCCUCCGUAGACUGCCCCAACGCCCCAUCCCCCUCCGUAGACUGCCCCAACACCCCAUCUCCCUCAGUAGACGGCACCGCUGCCAGCUACAUGGACCUUAGCCUGUCCUCAGAGUCUGACCUGGAGUUCUUUGAUGGUUUCUGUCUGGGUCCUUCCUCCCUCUACAACUCCCUAACAGAGUACCAACACAUGGACACCUUCUUUCACUUCCAGUUGCCUAGUUACCCCAGCAGCCAAUCACAGGCCAGCGACCCCGGGACCUGCCCCCUGGAGUCUCUGAUUGGUCUGUCAGAAUCUGACCCAGAACCCCCUGCAACGUUCACAGACAAUCAGCUGUUGGAAGAAGCCGUCAGGGAUUAACUAUCGGGACCUGAACCGCCAACUGUUUUCUGGACUAUGUAGGGAAUUAGGGGGGAUGGGGGUCAGUGUAAACAGACUUCUGUUGGAAGAAGCUGUGAUUUCUCUCUUGCCUUCCAAAUGUUAGCAAAGCAGUUGGUAAUUAUCGCUAUAUGAAAUGGCAGCUAACGUUUCACUUGGUAAUUAUCGCUAUGAAAUGGCAGCUAACGUUUCACUUGGUAAUUAUCGCUAUAUGAAAUGGCAGCUAACGUUUCACUUGGUAAUUAUCGCUAUGAAAUGGCAGCUAACGUUUCACUUGGUAAUUAUCGCUAUAUGAAAUGGCAGCUAACGUUUCACUUGGUAAUUAUCGCUAUAUGAAAUGGCAGCUAACAUUUCACUUGGUAAUUAUCGCUAUAUGAAAUGGCAGCUAACAUUUCAUAAAAGUGAGAUUUAAAAUAAGUCAUUUUCUACUUUGUAGAAUAAUAGUGAAGACAUCAAAACUCUGAAAUAACACGUGUUGGGUUUUAUAUAUCGCUAAAUGUCAACCUCCGAAACUAAGAAUAGUACAGCUGGGUAUUAAUGAAUACUCUUGAGAAACCAAAAAUGGUAUUCAAAACACCUAUAACUUUUAUCUAUAUAUUAUUAUUAUUAUUUUAAUGUAUUUCUUUUUAUGAUUUUCUAUUUAUUUUCAGAUGAAAAACCCACUAAAGCUGUGCUGAAGCAGCACUGUGAUUUGAUAUUUAUAACCUGGAAGUGCAAUAUGUGUCCCAAACCCUAUCCCCUAUAUACUGUAGUACCCUAUGGGCUCUGGUCUAAAGUAGUGCACUAUAUAGAGAAUAGGGUGCCAUUUGGAACUGAAUCCGUAUUAGACAUGGUCAGCAAUAUGGGAUUAUAUAAAAGACCAUUGGGAAAGUAUUUAAUAUCUGUUCUCUUAUUGGUUAAACAACAUUUUGGUAACAUUAUUUUAGUAGUUUGAUCUAAUUUCUUACAUGUUGGGCAAUAAGAGAGAGGUGGUGUUUACUCAGGAGGGCUAUGGCCCAAUCCCAAAUCAAUCCCUAAACCCUACGCCAUUGUGGAGAUCUGAGGUGAUUUGAUUGGUAUAAGCAAUAUAAUGACACUUCCACCUAGCCUAUCAGUGCAAAGGGAGAGCUAUUACCAUAUUGACUGCACCUGUCAAAUCCAAUUAACUCUCCACACGUGUGUAGGGUUGAUGGGUCGAUUCGGCCAACGUCUAGCCAUCUCUACUAGGCCAACGUCUAGCCAUCUCUACUAGGCCAACGUCUAGCCAUCUCUACUAGGCCAACGUCUAGCCAUCUCUACUAGGCCAACGUCUAGCCAUCUCUACUAGGCCAACGUCUAGCCAUCUCUACUAGGCCAACGUCUAGCCAUCUCUACUAGGCCAACGUCUAGCCAUCUCUACUAGGCCAACGUCUAGCCAUCUCUACUAGGCCAACGUCUAGCCAUCUCUACUAGGCCAACGUCUAGCCAUCUCUACUAGGCCAACGUCUAGCCAUCUCUACUAGGCCAACGUCUAGCCAUCUCUACUAGGCCAACGUCUAGCCAUCUCUACUAGGCCAACGUCUAGCCAUCUCUACUAGGCCAACGUCUAGCCAUCUCUACUAGGCCAACGUCUAGCCAUCUCUACUAGGCCAACGUCUAGCCAUCUCUACUAGGCCAACGUCUAGCCAUCUCUACUAGGCCAACGUCUAGCCAUCUCUACUAGGCCAACGUCUAGCCAUCUCUACUAGGCCAACGUCUAGCCAUCUCUACUAGGCCAACGUCUAGCCAUCUCUACUAGGCCAACGUCUAGCCAUCUCUACUAGGCCAACGUCUAGCCAUCUCUACUAGGCCAACGUCUAGCCAUCUCUACUAGGCCAACGUCUAGCCAUCUCUACUAGGCCAACGUCUAGCCAUCUCUACUAGGCCAACGUCUAGCCAUCUCUACUAGGCCAACGUCUAGCCAUCUCUACUAGGCCAACGUCUAGCCAUCUCUACUAGGCCAACGUCUAGCCAUAUCUACUAGGCCAGCAGCACAGUGCUUCUGUUUGAGCUGUACUGUGUAACCUUCCUAUUUUAAAAAUCAAAAUGUAGAGUACUGGGUCUGCUGUAGAUACUGCUAUCUAUAAUGUUACCAUAGAGAAUCACUAUUUUAUAAAUCAUUUGUGUAGAUUGAAAGAAAGAAUUCUAAAUCUGUGUCACUGAAAUUAUUUUAUUAAGAAAAUGCAAAUUGCGUAUUUUUUUUUUUUUAAUAUUGAAACCUUUGUAAUAGAUAAAUGUAGACGUAUUAUGAAAGCUUUUGCUCUCCAGUAUUUUCCAUUGGACUAUGAAAUGCCACUAAAACAAAAUGAAUUAGAAAAAUAUCCAUAUGAUCGUUGUGACUGAGACGACAUGAUAUUUUUAUGGGUAAAAACGUCAUAUAUUUAUGCAGAAAGACUCAAAAGUUGUGUGUUUACCUCCAUUAAGUCCUCAAGCAGACCUUUUUGAACAAAAUAACGGCCUGGAUGCUGAGAUGAAGAUACAGAACUAGUAGAGCUGAUCUGUACUCUGUCUCUACAGCCGGCCCCGUUCACACCGUCUGUUUACGAUCUGAUUUGGGGUAUACUUUAAAACGCUGCAUAAUGUAUUCUUCUGCUAUCUGCCUUCAUUUGCUUACGUUGACAUCAUCUCAUUGAAAGAAAAACAAGGCCACCAACAGAACACAGCUUCUCUGGUGUAAAUGCAUUAAUCUAAGUAAAGACAUGGCAACAAUGGGGAUUCAUUACAUUCUUGAAUGGAGAGCAAACCAGAGCAGUUUGAUUUUUCACUUUCAUUGUCCCUCUCUAACUGACCGUUUUUAAAAAGCUGUUCAUUUCAUCCAAGUCCCUUUUUGACAGUUUGUCCCUUUUUAAAAAAUAAAACUUUUUCUUAAAUGCU